UACCCGUUGUUGUUGUGUCUUUUAUUUCUCUAUCUAUAUCUGGGUUUUGUAGAUUCAGUUGCCUUAACGUUUCUUUUAAAUGCACUGUAGUUAAAGUUUAAAUCUUUAAGGUCUCCUGGGCUUUCUUCUUCUUGUUAGUGGGUGUGAUUGUUCCUUCAGAUUUUUUUAUCUUUGUUAAUUUGAUUCAAGAAGAUAUGAAUUUAUCUGAUGAGAACAAUCCUAACAUCGUCAAACCCACAACUUUUCAAGGAGGAAUGGAGAUGGGUAACAGAAAGUUUGGGCAGGAGAUUAGGCACAGCAGAAGAGCUUUAAAUGUGUUAAAUCAGAAUUUUAUUGGAGCAAAAGCAUAUCCUUGUGUUGUUAACAAGAGAGGAUUGACUGAAAAUCAUGGAGUCUAUGAAAAAACCUCACUUAAUCUCGCACAUCGACCAAUUACAAGGAAGUUUGCUGCACAGUUGUCAAGUACACAUCAGCAAUGUCCCCAGGAGGCUAAGAAGCACAAACCAUCAGUUCCAAGCACAAAUGGAUUUGGAGACUGUAUAUUCAUAGAUGUUGAAGAAAAUAAGGCAGCUGCAGAUCAUCCAGUACCAAUGUUUUUAGAACAAACAGAAGCAAUCCAUGAUGAAAUAGAUCAGAUGGAAGAGGUUGAAAUGGAGGAUAUAAUUGAAGAGCCAAUUGUGGAUAUUGAUGGCUGUGAUGCAAAGAAUCCACUUGCAGUUGUUGAUUAUGUUGAAGAUUUGCAUGCCUAUUAUAGAAAAAUUGAGAAUUUUAGCUGUGUCUCCCCAGAUUAUAUGGAACAACAGUUUGACAUUAAUGAAAAGAUGAGAGCUAUAUUGAUUGACUGGCUUAUUGAGGUGCAUGACAAGUUUGAACUCAUGAAAGAGACAUUAUUUCUUACGGUUAACCUUAUCGAUAGAUUUCUAUCACAACAACCAGUUGUGAGAAAGAAGCUUCAAUUGGUUGGACUGGUUGCUAUGCUAUUAGCCUGCAAAUAUGAGGAGGUUUCUGUUCCAGUAGUGGGAGAUCUAAUCCUUAUAUCAGAUAAGGCCUACAAUAGGAAAGAAGUUCUUGAAAUGGAAAAUCUGAUGCUUAACAAAUUACAAUUUAACAUGUCAUUUCCAACACCAUAUGUUUUCAUGCAAAGGUUCCUCAAGGCUGCUCAAUCUGACAAGAAGCUUGAGCUUCUUGCCUUCUUCUUGAUUGAGCUUUCUCUGGUGGAAUAUGAGAUGCUCAAAUUCCCACCUUCUUUAUUGGCGGCUGCUGCAAUCUAUACAGCUCAGUGCACUAUCUAUGGCUUCAAGCAAUGGAAUAGGACUUGUGAAUGGCACAGUAACUAUUCAGAAGAUCAAAUUUUAGAAUGUUCAAGAUUAAUGGUUGCUUUACACCAGAAGGCAGGGACAGGGAAACUAACUGGAGUACACAGGAAAUACAAUGCAUCUAAAUAUGGCUAUACCUCAAAAUCUGAACCAGCAGCUUUCCUAUUAGAGCCUCAAAAAUAGCAGGAGGGAAUGUGUACAGCUUCUGACUUCUUUUACUUGAUAUUGGGUUGGUGAGGAUCUACACAACAAUAAUCAGCAACUUUUUGGUUGCAUCUUAGGAAUUUAUUGAUAUUUUGAAUUUUUAAGCAUUGCAAUAUCUGGCUGUUCGAUGCUGAUAUUUUCUCACUGUAAUUUUCUUUCAAUGGAAAAGAAUAAUUUUAUGACA
Molecule: messenger RNA, 1704 nt
Organism: Jatropha curcas
Lineage: Eukaryota; Viridiplantae; Streptophyta; Magnoliopsida; Malpighiales; Euphorbiaceae
Product: G2/mitotic-specific cyclin-2
Biological process (GO): mitotic cell cycle phase transition
Molecular function (GO): cyclin-dependent protein serine/threonine kinase regulator activity
Source: RefSeq, a predicted model, not a curated record